Molecule: messenger RNA, 368 nt
Organism: Ylistrum balloti
Lineage: Eukaryota; Metazoa; Mollusca; Bivalvia; Pectinida; Pectinidae
Product: MIF-like protein mif-2
Exons: 3
Coding region: 1-336 (111 amino acids)
Molecular function (GO): phenylpyruvate tautomerase activity
Source: RefSeq, a predicted model, not a curated record
AUGCCGUUCAUUAUGUGUUACACCAACCUUUCCAAGGACAAGAUACCACAGGAUUUUGUGGAGUGGAUAUCUGAGCUUGUCAGUGAUGUGCUGGACAAACCAAUGGAGAGGAUCACCACCACGGUGAUGCCAGAUAUGAUGAUGAUGAGGAUGAGUACGUCCGACCCUACAAUGAUUGUCCAAAUCCACGCCAUUGACAGAUUUGAUGCUGAACGGAACCCCUCCUACACCGAGAAACUGAACAAAGCCAUACACGAGAAACUUAAUAUGCCAGCUAACAGGGUCGUCUUUCAGUACUUUCCAGUCGAUAAGACGAUGGUUGGACUCGGACUUUGAUUAUGGAAGUGAUGAACAAAAAACAGAAAAAC